Prosopis cineraria is the source of this 906-nucleotide messenger RNA. RefSeq lists its product as uncharacterized. The transcript has a single exon. The record is from RefSeq and is a predicted model, not a curated record. Bases 1 to 906 code for a protein of 301 amino acids. NCBI's taxonomy places the organism in Eukaryota, Viridiplantae, Streptophyta, Magnoliopsida, Fabales, Fabaceae.
AUGGGUGUUGGCCAGACAUUUGAUGAUGCAAUUGUAUUCAGAAAAGUACUAUAUAAAUACAGCCUUGCUCAUAGGUUUGGUUACAUAUUUGUGAGAAACAGCCCUAAGAAGAUGAUUGUCAAAUGCAAUAUUGAUGGUUGUAAAUGGAAGAUAUCAGCUUAUGCUCUUAGGAAGACAACCUCUAUAUUGUGUAUGAAAAAAUUCCACAAUGAACACAUGCACUCUGCUCAAGACAACCUCCUAUUAAAGCAAAAGGCUAACUCAAGAUUGACAUCAUCAAUCAUCAUUGAUGCUGUGAGGGGGAAUGUAGAGAAAACUUCAAAUGAGAUUAGACAAAACCUCUACAAAGAGUAUAGGUUAAAUCUCACAUAUCGACAAGCUUUGAGGGAAAAAGAUAGAGCAUUGGAGGAAAUACAUGGGCUUCCACAAAAAUCAUACAUGUUGAUUCCAUGGCUUUGUGAGAAAUUAAAGGAGACGGACCCAGACACAGUUGCAAAGUGGGUUGCCUCGACAAAUUAUAGAUUUGAUAGACUUUUUAUUGCAUAUGGAUGCUGUAUCAAAGGGUUUCUCCAAAGUGCUCAUCUAAUUUUGUUUAUCGAUGGAAGUUAUUUAAGCGGUCUAUAUAAGGGGACUUUGCUAGCAGCUUCUGUAAUUGAUACAAAUAAUGACUUAUUUCCUUUGGCUUAUACAAUAGUGGGUGGAGAAACAUAUGAUAAUUGGGCUUGGUUUCUUGAAAAUGUGAGAGAGAUCACACACCAAGUUCAAUUGACCAUAGUGUCAGACAGGCAUAAUGCUAUUGUUGGUGCAGUGCAUGCAAUAUUUGAUGGCAAUCGACAUGCUUUUUGUUAUCAUCAUGUCAAAGAAAAUUGCAGCUCAGAAUUUACAAAAAUUAAUAGAGGCAAGUGA